This is a messenger RNA of Purpureocillium takamizusanense, 2438 nucleotides long. RefSeq names its product Phosphatidylinositol N-acetylglucosaminyltransferase (gene SPT14). Gene Ontology annotation, molecular function: phosphatidylinositol N-acetylglucosaminyltransferase activity. Gene Ontology annotation, cellular component: glycosylphosphatidylinositol-N-acetylglucosaminyltransferase (GPI-GnT) complex. Lineage: Eukaryota; Fungi; Ascomycota; Sordariomycetes; Hypocreales; Ophiocordycipitaceae. Gene Ontology annotation, biological process: GPI anchor biosynthetic process. The transcript is spliced from 2 exons. Bases 338 to 1861 code for a protein of 507 amino acids. The record is from RefSeq and is a predicted model, not a curated record.
CGAGCGGAGUGACCUGCAGCCACUACGAAGUAACUAAACCACCGUCCGUCCAGAUUCCGGACACUCAUCACACGUUUGCACUCUCGACCGGCCUUCAUGUCCACGCUUUGGCACGCUACGCGACAUCGAUAAACUGAGUUCCUCGCCAUCCGCCCCCGCUGAAGGAAAACUCUCCAGAGGACUGGCCAUUAGCAACCGGGCCUCGUCGGCGACGACGCUCCACACGACGCCAGCUCUCUCAUCCAACUUGAACACGCGCCAUCGUCAUCACAUCACCACAACCCUCACUCCCCCGGCGGCGGCGCGCUUGCCCGCCCGCCCGCCCGCCCGGCUCACCAUGGCGCGCCGCACGUACAACAUCGCCAUGGUCAGCGACUUCUUCUUCCCGCAGCCCGGGGGCGUCGAGUCGCACAUCUACCAGCUCUCGAGCAAGCUCAUCGACCGCGGGCACAAGGUCAUCAUCAUCACGCACGCCUACGACGACCGCAAGGGCGUGCGCUACCUCACCAACGGCGUCAAGGUCUACCACGUGCCCUUCCUCGUCAUCUACCGCCACACCACCUUCCCCACCGUCUUCUCCUUCUUCCCCAUGCUGCGCUACAUCUGCAUCCGCGAGCGCAUCGAGAUCGUCCACGGCCACGGCAGCCUCAGCAGCUUGUGCCACGAAGGCAUCCUCCACGCCCGCACCAUGGGCCUGCGCGCCGUCUUCACCGAUCACUCUCUCUUUGGCUUCGCCGACGCUGCCAGCAUUCUGACCAACAAGCUGCUCAAGUUUACGCUCAGCGACGUGGACCACAGCAUAUGCGUGAGCCACACGUGUAAAGAGAAUACCGUCCUGCGCGCCUCGCUGGACCCUCUUAUGGUCUCCGUCAUCCCCAAUGCCAUCGUCGCGGAGAGCUUCCGUCCGCGCGACUAUCCGCCCUCCCCCAUGUCCAGCACCACCGGCGCCGUCACCUUUGCCCCCGAGACGUCGCCCAACCGCCUCGGCCCCAACGACAUGAUCACCAUCGUCAUCAUCUCCCGACUCUUCUACAACAAGGGCACCGACCUGCUCACCGCUGCCAUCCCCCGCAUCCUCGAGGACCACCCCAACACGCGCUUCAUCAUCGCCGGCUCGGGCCCCAAGGCCAUCGACCUCGAGCAAAUGAUUGAGACCAACGUCCUCCAGGACCGCGUCGAGAUGCUCGGCCCCAUCCGCCACGAGGACGUGCGCGACGUCAUGAUCCGCGGCCACAUCUACCUCCACCCCUCCCUCACCGAGGCCUUCGGCACCGUCAUAGUAGAGGCGGCCAGCUGCGGCCUGUACGUCGUCUGCACCCAGGUCGGCGGCAUUCCCGAGGUCCUGCCCUCCCACAUGACCACCUUCGCCAAGCCCGAGGAGGACGACCUCGUCCUCGCCACCGGCAAGGCCAUCACCGCCGUCCGCGCCGGCAAGGUCCGCACCGACAGGUUCCACGACCAGGUCCGCAAGAUGUACUCGUGGGCCAACGUCGCCCUGCGCACGGAGCGCGUCUACGACGGCAUCUCGGGCGCCAUCUCCGAGGAGGACUUCUACGGCUUCGACACGAGCGGCUACAGUGGCAGCCGCGUCCGCGACUUUGCCCUCAUAGACCGCCUCAAGCGCUACUACGGCUGCGGCAUAUGGGCCGGCAAGCUGUUCUGCCUCUGCGUCGUCAUCGACUACCUCUUCUUCCUCUUCCUCGAGUGGUGGUUCCCCCGCGAGAACAUUGACAUAUGCCCGGACUGGCCGCGCAAGACGCUCGACCCCGGUGGCAACGGCAAGAAGGCCGGUGUCGCCGCCUCCGCCGCCGCGAGCAACAGGUCCAGUGGCUCGCACGGCGCGACGGCCAAGUUGGAUUGAACGAGCCCCAGCAGCGACCUGACGAUAAUAAUUACGGAUUGAAUGAAAGACUUUGUAUGCUGGUAAUAAUAGCCUCGGGAGGAGCAUGAUAAUGCAGGUCUCCGAGGCAAGGGGAGAAAGCCUUGGCUCCAAGCGCUCAACCUCAGAGCAGAGACAGCCUUAGAACAUUAAUAUACCCGACGCAGCGUUUGAGAGGAUGUUGGUGGUCGUAGAAAUUGCACGCUAUCUACACAUCGAUACAUUGACAGUCGCUCAGGAGCGCGCUCUCACCGGAGCGUUGACGCUGCCUUGGGCUAUGUACCAUCCUCACGACCCCAGCCGUCAACCCCUCGUCCCUAUCCGUCGCCUCUUCCCGAUGCUGGCUGCCGCGCCGCCGUCUCCCGCCAGUUCGUCCUCGUCCUCGGCCGUGUCGUCGGCCGGGGUCGCCACGCUCGCCUGGCGCGUGGCCGACAGCGGCGGAGGCACGCCGCGCUCCUUCUCGGCGCUGCGCAGGUCGCCCAGCAGCUUCUCCACCUCGACGAACAUGCUGCGCGUAUUCUUGACCACCCCGUUUUCGUCAACGUGGUACCCAACCACC